AUGCCUAGACGUAGUAGUGCUCGCUCCUCUGGACCCCGUCGGUCCCCCUCACCCAGUAGUGGAGGUGGUUGGUUCAACCGUAGACCCGCCGCUCCUCCACAGCCCCGCCGUGCUGCAGCCCCUCCAGCCCCCCAUCACGCCCCUCCGCCUGCCCAGGGAGGCGGGGGCGGUAUGAUGGGAGGUAUUGCUGGGUCCAUGAUGUCUGGUAUGGCCACUGGUGCUGGCUUCUCUAUGGCCAAUAGAGCCGUCGAUGCCGUGAUUGGCCCCCGGCAAACUGAAGUCGUUCAUAGACACGAGGGCGAUCCAAUUCCCCCUCCACCACCACAACAACAACAGCAGGUCAGCCAGAACUCUAGUAAUGUCUGCCAAGUACAGCAGGACCAGCUCACCCAGUGCAUGGACCAAGCAGUAGAGGCGUCCCAUUGCCAAGUGGUCAAGGGCUCUCUCUGCCAGACUGGCGACCCUGACCCCUUCAUGACGGCCAUCGGGGGGAGCACGACUGCUCGAGGCGGCGAGAGCAUCUAUGGCGCGCCCUUCCGAGACGAGAUUUGCUCGCAUCUAUCCCAUGAUAGAAAAGGCGUCGUCUCGAUGGCCAACACUGGCUUCAAUACGAACUGCAGUCAGUUCUUCAUAACACUCAAUAGACAGGACCACCUCGAUGGCCGACAUACUAUAUUCGGCAGCGUCCUGUCUGACAUCGAAGCGGUUAAGUGCCGAAAGGAAUGCCCAUGCAAGCCUGUGAAGAUCUUCACCGCCACCAUAGACGUCGACCCAUGGGAAGACCAGCCCUUACCUGCAGGUUGCAAGAUACCGGACCGUCCCCUCAUCGCGAGAGAUGUGCCCCCGAGAGACUGCAUGCUCAUGUGA
This is a messenger RNA of Perkinsus marinus ATCC 50983, 867 nucleotides long. Its product is annotated as cyclophilin, putative. The coding region runs from base 1 to 867 and encodes 288 amino acids. The record is from RefSeq and is a predicted model, not a curated record. The transcript has 8 exons. Gene Ontology annotation, biological process: protein peptidyl-prolyl isomerization. Lineage: Eukaryota; Perkinsozoa; Perkinsida; Perkinsidae. Gene Ontology annotation, molecular function: peptidyl-prolyl cis-trans isomerase activity. Gene Ontology annotation, cellular component: catalytic step 2 spliceosome.